AUUAAUUUUAGUCAUCAAUUUUAUUCCGAACUCCGUCAUCUCAAUAUAUAUCUAUGAUACGGAUACGGAGUUCAAUUAUCAGUGAUCGACUUUCUUUUUUGAAGGCCGUUGAUGAGUAUUUAAACAUCUACCUAUCCCAAAGAUAAGUCAAGAUGACACAGCAUGAAGCAGAUUGUUUUGCGAAUUGACUUCAAUCUUAGGACAUGGGUCGCAUACAAAAUUUCAUCUUGGGCAGACGAGUUGACCCCUCUUCACCGCCACCUCAUUUCCUCAAAAUACGAUCUUCGAACUUUUUUAUCAUCUCUACAAUAUGUGUAGCAGUAUUUACAGAUAUCUUUCUUUACGGAAUUAUCGUACCCGUCGUACCUUUCUCACUCACCUCGCGCGCAGGCGUGCCUGAAGCCUCGGUCCAGAGCUGGGUGUCGAUAUUACUUGCAGUUUACGGCGCAGCAUUACUCGCUGGAAGCCCAAUUUCAGGAUGGUAUGCCGACCAUUCGUCAUCGAGGCGUGUACCACUACUAAUAGGCUUGAUCGCAAUGGUUGGUUCCACGGUUAUGCUGUGCCUGGCAAAGUCGGUGGCAUUGCUCGUCUUGGGGCGCAUCUUCGCAGGGUUGAGUGCAUCCAUUGUGUGGACCGUAGGAUUAGCCCUAUUAGUCGACACCGUUGGACAAGCCGAGAUUGGUGAGACGUUGGGUUACGUGAGCUUGAGCAUGAGUCUGGGGAUUCUAGUCGCUCCUUUGCUGGGAGGCGUUGUGUAUGAAAAAGCUGGAUAUUACGCAGUUUUCUACAUGUCUUUUGGAUUAUUGGUCAUGGAUAUUUUUCUUCGUUUGGUAUUGGUAGAGAAAAAACUCGCUCGCCAGUGGCUGGACGAUGAAACGGUCACCGAUGUUGGAACCGGCUCCAACUCCGAAAAUUCGCCUGCGGGUAAUGAGAACACAGCCGACACAAUGUCAAGGAAUGUGAACAAUACUACCACGGACGAGGAGAAGGCAACACAAAGUGAGCCUUCAGGUACUACCGCAGCUACGCCCACUGUUCCCCACAAGAUCAGUAAGUGGCCUGCAAUUUUCUCUCUUCUGAAAUCUAAACGGCUCUGUGCUGCACUGUGGGGUUGUAUAGUUCAAGCAUCUCUCAUGUCAUCAUUUGACAGUGUCAUUCCUCUCUUUGUGCAAGAGACUUUUCACUGGGAUUCCGUUGGUGCAGGAUUGAUCUUUCUAGCUCUCAUGGUACCCAGUUUCGCCGCACCAGUUGUUGGGUGGGUAUGCGAUCAGUACGGCCCACGUUGGCCCUGCGUAGCAGGUUUCUGUUUCGCAAUCCCAUUUUGGGUUCUUCUGCGUCUCGUUACGCAUGAUUCCUUAAACCAGAAAGUUCUUCUUUGCGCAUUACUAGCUCUCAUUGGUGUUUCCUUGACCUGUGUCCUGCCAGGGCUGACGGCCGAGAUUUCCUAUAUUGUUGAAGCAAAGGAGAAACAAAUACCCGGCCGAUUUGGGAAGAACGGAGCAUAUGCACAAGCAUACGGUCUUUUUACCGCCGCUUUUGCAGCUGGUACUCUUAUCGGCCCGAUCUGGGCAGGUUAUGUGAAAGACUAUGCAGGAUGGGGUACCAUGACCUGGUCAUUGGGACUAUUCAGUUUGACCGGCGCUCUCCCAUGUUUAAUCUACACUGGAGGUUUAAUAACCGAGGUCAAUGCCAAAACCGCGGAGGAAAGGGCAGUCAACCCUCAAUCAAGGGCGAUCAGUGGUCCUCUCGCUGCAACAACAGAUGCAGAGGAUAUUGUAUGAGUAGUUUUGUAUCUUGCGAGUAUCUAUUCAUGUACAUGUUUAUACCAAGGAUGUAAAAGGUUGGUCAAAAACUCUAUGUACAUUAUCUCAUCUCUAUCUGUAUCCUUUCUGCUUUAUUAUGUAUAGUACGCAAAUUAAUGACUGCAUGAUUCAUGAAACUAUCGAGAUCUUUGUACUCGUGAAUCAUGAGGUGAUCUGGAGCUCGAAUAAGGAGAGCGGGAUGUUCGCUGGUGAAUUUUUGUGUAUGUGUCGAUGGUUAGAGUUUUAGAGGUAGGACUUACUGGGCUGUGGAUGAAAAGUUCUCAAGUAAAGG
Sclerotinia trifoliorum is the source of this 2094-nucleotide messenger RNA. The record is from the annotation of a GenBank genome assembly. Lineage: Eukaryota; Fungi; Ascomycota; Leotiomycetes; Helotiales; Sclerotiniaceae.